This is a messenger RNA of Aspergillus fischeri NRRL 181, 648 nucleotides long. Its product is annotated as rRNA-processing FCF1 family protein. The transcript has 3 exons. Gene Ontology annotation, cellular component: small-subunit processome; nucleolus. NCBI's taxonomy places the organism in Eukaryota, Fungi, Ascomycota, Eurotiomycetes, Eurotiales, Aspergillaceae. The record is from RefSeq and is a predicted model, not a curated record. Bases 1 to 648 code for a protein of 215 amino acids.
AUGGGUAUCGCCAAGAAGACUCGCAAGUUCGCGCAGGCAAGUCCACAAACCAACACCCAGCACCCAGCACCCAGCACCAUACUAACUCAAGCAACGAACCAACAGGUCAAACGCGCCAUCAGCCAGCGAGACAACCGCGUCAAGCAGCCCCUGAACGGCAAGAAAGAAGAGAAGAAGCCCCAAGGCGAAGAAGUCACCCGACACAUCCCGGUCGCUCCAUCAAACAUGUUCUUCGCCGCCAACACCGCCCUGGGUCCUCCCUACACCGUGCUGGUGGAUACCAACUUUGUUUCGCACACAAUCCGCGCAAAACUGGAUAUGCUGCCUGCUAUGAUGGAUCUGCUUUAUGCCAAGUGCAUCCCGACCUUCACAGACUGCACCAUUGCCGAGUUGGAGAAGCUGGGCCCGAAGUUUCGGCUGGCGCUGAGGGUCGCAAAGGAUCCGAGAUGGAAUAGGCUGCAUUGUGAUCACGCUGGUACCUAUGCUGAUGACUGCAUUGUGGACAGGGUCAUGAAGCACAGAAUCUAUACCGUCGCUACGAACGAUAAGGACCUUGUGCGACGCAUCCGCAAGAUACCCGGUGUGCCGAUCAUGAAGGUUGCCAGAGGCAAAUAUGUCAUCGAGCGGCUACCUGACAGCUUUGACUGA